Molecule: messenger RNA, 939 nt
Organism: Ilyonectria robusta
Lineage: Eukaryota; Fungi; Ascomycota; Sordariomycetes; Hypocreales; Nectriaceae
Exons: 3
Coding region: 1-939 (312 amino acids)
Cellular component (GO): cytosol
Molecular function (GO): oxidoreductase activity
Source: RefSeq, a predicted model, not a curated record
AUGGCACCUCCGGAUCUCGAGUUUAAGUACGACGGUAGUUUCGAGCAGCAUGUAGGGACUGGCAACCCUGCGCUCGUCAAGAAAACGCACAAGGUCCCGUAUCUCGCCAUAUCGCCCUCUCGACCUGAACUGAGCCAGUCUGGAAAGACAAUCCUGAUCACUGGGUCGUCUGCAGGAAUAGGAUCUUUUAUUGCACGCGGUUUCGCACAAGCGUCGGCGUCGAGAGUUAUCCUCACUGGUCGACGCCAGCAUGUCUUAAAUGAUACAGCUGCGAAACUCUCCCAAGAGUUUGGCCAGACUGAGUUCCUGCCUCUCCCUUGCGAUGUUGGAAACCUUGACGAAUCCACGGCUCUAUGGACUUCACUCCAAGAGAAGGGAAUAUUCGUCGACGUUCUCGUACUCAACGCGGCGACAUUUGGGGGAGAGUACUCUAUUCUAUCCGGUGGCAUGGAGAAGACAUGGCCCCUGUUCGAGACCAAUGUCAGGUCUCUGUUACACUUCACCGAGCGACUCCACAAGCAGCAAGGCUAUGAGGACAAGCGGAAGUACGUGAUAAAUGUAUCCACCAACGCCGUUCACGACCUCGCUGCUGGUGCCACAAUGCCAGCAUAUGUUCUUAGCAAGACCUCUGGUCACCUUCUACUUCAAAGCAUCGCCAAGGAGACCGAUCCAAAGAAGCUGCAAAUCAUCAACUUCCACCCUGGCAUCAUCCUUUCUGAAUCUGGCAGGAGUAUUGGAUUGGAUGAGAACAGCUUCCCAUUCGAUCACAACGACCUCCCGGCUCAUUUCGCCGUAUGGGCAGCUACUCCUGAAGCCGAGUUUUUGCACGGUCGGUUUGCUUGGGCAUCUUGGGACGUGGAGGAGAUGAGAUCCGGCGACGUCAAUAAAAGUAUUCAGGCCGAUCCCGACUUCCUCACCCUUGGCUUCCGUGGGCUUUGA